GACUUUGGAGAGCUGCAAAAGCAGCCUGCGCCUGAUAUGCGCGUCUGCGCUGUUUUGUCCAUCAGAGGGAGUCAAGUUUCUUCUGUUAAAUGUACAGCCUGGCUCCGGUUGCUCAACAGACGAGACGAGCCGCUGCAGAGACCACAAGAGAAUUCAUUUUUUCUUUUCACUGGCUUUCCGUGGAACAGUCUCCGGUUGGCGGCCGGAUCGCUGUCCGCUUUUCCCGUUUUUAUAACAGACGCUCACUGGGAUCUUCCCCACCAAACUGGAUUAACUCCAAGGCAUUGACUUAUUCGCUUCGUGUGUGUGUUUUGGUUGUUGUUUUUGUUUGCUUGUUAUUUUUCGGGGGUGACAAACCCUUUUCCCCCGGGGGUCAACAUGUUGUGGAAAUUAGCAGACAACGUCAAAUAUGAAGAUGACUGCGAGGAGCGACACGACGGCAGCAGCAAUGGGAACCCGCGCCUGCCCCACCUGCCAGCGGUCAGCCAGCACCUGUACAGCCCACCUCCCUCCCUCUCACACUCGGCAAGCUCGGACUUCCAGCCGCCCUACUUCCCGCCCCCCUACCAGCCCAUCUCCUACCCGCAGUCCGGUGACCCUUACUCGCACCUGGGCGACCCGUUCAACAUCAACUCGCUUCACCAGUCGCCAUCGUCCAACCAGCAGCAGCCGUGGCGCCAGGGCCACGAGGGGCUGGCAGCGCACGGCCGCAGCGGCCUGGCCGGCCAGAUCCUCGGCCUGGACGGGGGAGGAGGAGGUGGCGGCUCGUCCGGGGUGAGGAGGGAAGGCUUCCGCCGGCCGGAGCUGCUGUCCCCGCACGCCCAUGGCAUCGAGGCGUCGGUGAUCGGGGACAACAUGCAUGGCAUGCACGACAUGCAGGGCCACGGCAUGGACGAAGUACAGCACGUGGACAACCACAGUAUUAUCAUGGCAGAUCAGACGGUCAUCAAAAAAGUAUUAGGACUGCGAGGGGCCAGGAGCCUUGAUCGCGUACAGAGGACUUGUUAUCAGGGGGGCAUCCUUGCGGGGCCCGUGACUCUCCCCAAAGGCAACGCGCUGGGCCUCCCUUUCCAGAAGGAGUCCCUGCUUGGCAUGGUGUCCAACCCCACGGAGGUGUUCUGCUCCGUCCCAGGUCGCCUCUCGCUGCUGAGCUCCACCUCCAAGUACAAGGUGACGGUGGCCGAGGUCCAGAGGCGACUCUCGCCGCCUGAGUGUCUGAACGCGUCGCUGCUGGGAGGAGUUUUACGCAGAGCCAAGUCGAAAAACGGAGGCCGCUCGCUGCGUGAAAAACUGGACAAAAUUGGGCUCAACUUGCCUGCAGGGAGAAGGAAGGCGGCCAAUGUCACUCUACUUACCUCACUCGUGGAAGGUGAAGCCGUUCAUUUAGCUCGUGACUUUGGUUAUGUGUGUGAGACGGAGUUCCCCGCCAAGGCCAUCGCGGAGUACCUGGGCAGGCCCCACGUGGAACGUAACGAGGUUAACUCUCGCAAGAACAUGCUCCUCGCUGCUAAGCAAGUUUGCAAGGAGUUCACCGACCUGCUCACCCAAGACCGUUCGCCGCUGGGUAACUCACGUCCGGCGCCUAUCCUGGAGCCGGGCAUUCAGGGCUGCCUGACCCACUUCAGCCUCAUCAGCCACGGCUUUGGCUCGCCGGCCAUCUGCGCCGCCAUGACCUCGCUGCAGAACUAUCUGAACGAGGCCCUCAAACAAAUGGACAAGAUGUACCUGAGCUCCGACACGCAGGGAGCCUCCGACGGCGGCGGCAAAUCUGCCGACAAACUGGACAAGCACAGGAAAUGAGACCCCCCCCACCAGCUUUUACCCUGUGAAUUCCGAGACCCCCGGCUACCCAACGCCCCUUCCAAUAUAGUAUUGUUACGUACGGCUGUCUUCAAAUUCACUCCCUAAUCGCUAAUGCACUAUAUCGUAAUAAACUAAAAAUAGAAAUAAUUUAAUAAACAAUAAUGAGUGGGUGACUUUUUCUUGGGUGUCGAAAGAUUUUCAUCCGGAAAAAUGGAAGGAUGCCAGGGCUACUUUGACAUUUUUUGCCUUUGAUAUACUAAGCACAUAUAGAAACCCAAUUUCAUAUUUUUAACCUGUCCCCAUGUCGUGGAUGUUUUUUUUUUUUUUAUACUGAACUCGAUAAACAUUCACAAAUAGAGAUUAGGGAGUAGAAAAGGAGUGAACAAUUCCGAACACAGCCAUCCUUUCGGGCAACUUUGAGGCUGGGAGGAUAAGCGCAUGCUGCUAUUCUCCCCCGUCAAGAGGACAUCAUUUCAAGAUGAGUUGCUGUGACCCCCACCCUGCCCCCUCCUCCCCUUCCUCCUCUGUGGCGUCUGGAGGCAAAUCCUCUGAUUUCCUGUGUCUCGACGGACUUGCAAAAGGACAACUUUUUUUGGGUUUAAUUUUAUGAGAAAGAGAUGCAAUUGCCCAGCACUGCUUUUUUCUGUUAUUAUUGCUCAUGCGUUGUUUGUGUGACUGUGCGGGGAGGAUUCCAGUGUGCUGUCUGAAUGGGUCACUCAGUCAACAGAAGCCUCAGUGAUAGUGUCUUGAAGGAGACCUAUUUUAUUUUGGAGUUGUUUCAACGUUUUGAAACGGUUUUGAAGUUCCCAGGUUAACACAUUUGGGAUACGUUUUGGACAAAUACAUCGAGAAUCUUUGUGUCCCUUUUGACACAAAUGACACAGAAAUCACCUUGUUUUGAAAGGGCUGUCCUGUCUGAUGUUUUCCUCACCCCGCCCACUCUACUGCGGGGUGCACCAUUGCUUAAGUCAUAUUUGACUUUUUUUUUUUUUUUACCAGUUACGUCGAUUUGUCUUUUGCAAGUGACUAUGAUCUGGAUGACUGUGGAAAAUAAUUGCUGUGGGAGUCGUUUUUAUGUCAAGUAAAUCUUUAGAAGGGCUCGCUCACAGACACAUUUUCAGAAAUAACAAGACAGCAAAAGAUUUGCUCGGUUGUGUUUUUUUGCACUUGAUCUGGCCACCCGAAUAUUUGUAGAUAAGUCGCUUUUCCAUCAUAUGUUCCCUUUAAAAGGUCUUCGAUUUGAUACCACAUGUGUUUGUUCAGCCUUUUAGUAUUUAAAAAAUGGGGGCGAGUCAACCUAUUGUUGAGUUAACGCCUGUGUGUGUACUUGCAUUUGUGUGUGUGUGUGUCUUGCGAGCACAUGGACAUACUGUAAAUAUUUUUUUCUAAUUAGUCAUUAAAUCCCAAUACAUAAUUUUAUUCACAAAAACUUGUCCCCCAAAUGUAAAUAUUUUCUAAUUUAUGUUGUAACUUAAUGGGCGGUUUUUUUUUGUAAAUAAUGCUCCCACUUUUUUUUUUUGGUGUGUGGUUUUUAUGAUGUUUUUUCUAAUACAUGGGUUAGUUUUUUUUUGUAAAUCAAAUAGCGAGGUUAGCUCUUGUGGCCAUGAUGUACCUUUUUUGGCUUUGGAAAUGAUGUAAAGAUACAUACAAACAAAAAACAGCAGGAAGAAUAAAUACAAUUCAAGCCUGACACUUGA
This is a messenger RNA of Syngnathus typhle (broad-nosed pipefish), 3500 nucleotides long. It is a transcript of the gene tfap2c, whose product is annotated as transcription factor AP-2 gamma (activating enhancer binding protein 2 gamma). The transcript has 8 exons. The coding region runs from base 379 to 1800 and encodes 473 amino acids. Gene Ontology annotation, molecular function: DNA-binding transcription factor activity, RNA polymerase II-specific; RNA polymerase II transcription regulatory region sequence-specific DNA binding. The record is from RefSeq and is a predicted model, not a curated record. Gene Ontology annotation, cellular component: nucleus. NCBI's taxonomy places the organism in Eukaryota, Metazoa, Chordata, Actinopteri, Syngnathiformes, Syngnathidae. Gene Ontology annotation, biological process: regulation of cell population proliferation; anatomical structure development; regulation of transcription by RNA polymerase II.